This is a messenger RNA of Mesocricetus auratus (golden hamster), 2851 nucleotides long. RefSeq names its product HMG-box transcription factor 1 (gene Hbp1). Gene Ontology annotation, molecular function: protein binding; RNA binding; RNA polymerase II cis-regulatory region sequence-specific DNA binding. The record is from RefSeq and is a predicted model, not a curated record. Gene Ontology annotation, cellular component: nucleus. The transcript is spliced from 11 exons. Bases 105 to 1820 code for a protein of 571 amino acids. Gene Ontology annotation, biological process: regulation of transcription by RNA polymerase II. NCBI's taxonomy places the organism in Eukaryota, Metazoa, Chordata, Mammalia, Rodentia, Cricetidae.
AUGGCAGCUCUUCUGACCAGUUAAAGACGGAGAAGGUGACCGAAGGCUCAGCCCCCCCGGGGGCUCGGAGGGGAGGGGGAAGACGGAGCUUGAAAGACUUGGUAAUGGCGACGGGUUUGGUAAGUAGGAAAGUUUCGGCUGAGGAGCGAGCGCGACGGUGGGAGUCGCGGCGCGCGCCGGGGAGGCGGGCGGCCGUCCGGGGCCGCGCGGGCAAGCCGCCGGUGAGGCUGUCGCCUCGGGCGGCCCGCGUCGUGGCGUCGGAGCACCAUAACAUGGUGUGGGAAGUAAAGACAAAUGAGAUGCCUAAUGCAGUACAGAAACUCCUGCUGGUGAUGGACAAGAGAGCUUCGGGGAUGGAUGACUCACUCGAGUUGCUGCAGUGUGAGGAGAACUUGCCGUCCUCUCCAGGAUACAACUCCUGCGAUGAGCACAUGGAGCUGGAUGACCUUCCUGAACUUCAGGCUGUUCAAAGUGAUCCUACCCAAUCUGCCAUAUACCAGCUAAGUUCAGAUGUGUCCCAUCAAGACUAUCCAAGACCGUCUUGGAGCCAGGAUACCUCAGACAUAUCGGAAAACACUCACCGUGAAGAUGAGGUGGACUGGCUGACAGAAUUAGCAAAUAUUGCUACUAGCCCACAAAGCCCUCUUAUGCAGUGCUCGUUUUAUAACAGAUCGCCUCCUGUACACAUCAUAGCUACUAGCAAAAGUUUACAUUCCUAUGCACGCCCACCACCAGUGUCCUCCUCUUCAAAGAGCGGGCCAGCCUUUCCUCAUGACCACUGGAAGGAAGAAACUCCAGUGAGGCAUGAACGGGCAAACAGUGAGUCAGAGUCUGGCAUUUUCUGCAUGUCCUCCCUGUCUGACGAUGAUGACCUGGGCUGGUGCAAUUCCUGGCCUUCAACUAUUUGGCACUGUUUUUUGAAAGGCACGCGACUGUGCUUCCAUAAGGAAAGCAGUAAGGAAUGGCAAGCUGUUGAAGACUUUGCUAGAGCCGAAGGCUGUGAUAAUGAGGAAGAGAUUCAAAUGGGCACUCACAAGGGCUAUGGUUCUGAUGGUCUAAAGUUGUUAUCCCAUGAAGAGAGUAUAUCAUUUGGUGAGUCUGUACUGAAGUUGACUUUUGAUCCUGGUACAGUAGAAGAUGGCUUGCUUACUGUGGAAUGUAAACUGGAUCACCCUUUCUAUGUUAAAAAUAAAGGUUGGUCAUCAUUUUAUCCAAGCUUGACUGUGGUACAGCAUGGCAUUCCAUGUUGUGAAAUUCAUAUUGGUGACAUAUGUCUACCUCCUGGACACCCUGAUGCCAUUAAUUUCGAUGAUUCAGGUGUUUUUGAUACAUUUAAAAGCUAUGACUUCACCCCCAUGGACUCCUCUGCGGUUUACGUCCUGAGCAGCAUGGCUCGCCAGCGCCGCGCGUCUCUGUCCUGUGGAGGACCCGGGAGUGCUCAGGAGUUCGCGGGCUCCGGGUGCAGAAAAGGCUGUGGCUCCCCUGGGUCAGCACAGCUCUCCUCUGAUCCUCUGUAUGCGAAAGCUGUCAAAAGCCACAGCUCGGGGACUGUGAGUGCCACUUCUCCUAAUAAGUGCAAAAGACCAAUGAAUGCCUUCAUGCUGUUCGCCAAAAAAUACAGAGUUGAGUACACUCAGAUGUACCCAGGGAAAGAUAACAGAGCCAUUAGUGUCAUCCUUGGUGACCGGUGGAAAAAGAUGAAGAACGAGGAGAGGAGGAUGUACACAUUAGAAGCCAAGGCUUUGGCUGAAGAACAAAAGCGCCUAAACCCUGACUGUUGGAAAAGGAAAAGAACCAACUCGGGCUCUCAACAACAUUGAACCUGAUGCUUGUGUUUGUAAAUCUAUGUCUGCAUAAGUACUGACUCUGGAUGGAAAAGCUUGGAAGACCUUGGUCUCACCAUUUGUCCUGAAUUUGCGUGACCAUAAGAUACUGAUAGCAUUGAGUCCUGAAAUGAUUUAAUGAGUGAGGAUUUGCUUUCUCCAUUAGAGCAUUAAGUAAGCUACAACUAUCAACAUUGUAAACCAAAUUGCCUUAUUUUCCUUCCAAACUUCAUAUAUGUCUAUCAGGUAAUAUAGGCUUGAAAAUUGAUAUCCUGUGGUGCUAAAGUACAGUAGAAAGCCCUGUAUACAUGUCUUAUUUUAAAUUGUAAGAAGGGGAAUUAAAACUAUGUAACUGCUGUCCAUAUAUCAGCUCCUUACUGCUUAUUAAUCUGUAUUGUACCCAUGAUAUCAGGAAGGAAGUAGACGCUGGCCUUUUCUUGAGUAGCCACCACAUGGCCCAGCAUCUGUGCCAAACACAGUCGCUUCUAGUCUGGCCAGUGCCAAGAGACAACAUGACAUGGCAGGUAGGUGGUGGCAUUGUCCUAGCUAAAAGAGCCACCUGCUUGGGGAACUCAGGCUUGUGCUGAGUGGCGGCCCCAGGGGGCAGCCCUCCAUGAUUUCCAGUGGGGGCCAAACUGACCAGGGUGCGGUCAGUCUCUAGCAAUGGGACAGUCACUGUAAUGGUGCUCUUAACAGUCGACACCGUUGUAUGCCAGUGUGUUCUCCAUCUCCUCCACCACACCACACGCAUGCUGUCAUCGCGUCUAUGUGGGGCAGACUGCACUCACUGCAGUGCCUGCCGGCCGCCGCCCUCUCCUCCUGCAGCUUCUGGACAGAGCGAGCGCUUUGUGCGGAGUUUGCUCUGCGCUACAAUCAUGGCUUCUCAUGUUACUUACCAAGUGGUAUUUUUGGUUAGGAAUCACAGUUGUAAAAUUGAUUUCAGUUGAUCACACUUCUACAUGUUGCCCCUCAAUUUUGCACACUAUAUUCUUGUAUAUUAUUUGAAAUAAAAUGGAAAAAGUCUCUGA